Molecule: messenger RNA, 5880 nt
Organism: Onychostoma macrolepis
Lineage: Eukaryota; Metazoa; Chordata; Actinopteri; Cypriniformes; Cyprinidae
Product: nidogen-1-like
Exons: 20
Coding region: 31-3714 (1227 amino acids)
Biological process (GO): cell-matrix adhesion
Molecular function (GO): calcium ion binding
Source: RefSeq, a predicted model, not a curated record
ACAUAUAUGUGGGGUUUCUAGAGUUGUAUAAUGGUUCUUCUGCGCAGUGUUGGGCUUCUGGCUCUGCUGGUGUCGGUCCAGUGUCUGAGCCGGGAGCAGCUCUUCGAUUACGGGAACCGGUCUGGCGACCAGAUUCUGGAUUCUGGAACCGAUUCGGUUCGAGAGCUCGCGCUGGAGCAAACGCUCUUCUUCUUCAAAGGAAAGUUCGACAAAGUUUACGUCGGCACCAAUGGCUUCAUAUCUCUGGCUGAACCCAUCGAUGAGUCUGAGUACCUGGGGAAGAUGCCGGCCAGUUUUGGUAUGAUUGCAGCUUUCCUGGGAGAUCUGGACACCACCGAUGGGGCUGGUCACGUCUAUUUCCGACAAGAUAAAAGCCCUGAUGUGCUCCAGAGAGCCGCAGAGCACAUUGGCCAAGCGUUUCCUUCUGAUGACGGGAUCGAACCCACUCACGCCAUCAUCGUCACCUGGGAGAAUGUGGCACCUCAGUCUGAACAAGGAAGGGUAAAUGAAUAUGAAUUCACGAGAAAUACUUUCCAGCUGGUUGUAGCAAACAUGGAGUCGGCGUCGUAUGCCAUCCUGCUGUAUCCGGAGGAGAGCAUGCAGUUCGGCUCCACUGUCAUUAAUGAUGAGGAUCAGCUGGUUGAAGUCGGCUUCAAUGAAGGGAGGGUGGCGGGUUGGUUCAGCUGGGCCUCCACUCAAGGAGCUUACUAUCGCAUCACUCAAGACAGCGAGGAGUCAAUAAGCGCUCUCGCACAGGAUACGAACUCGGGCCGGCCUGGCGUUUGGGUCUACGAGAUCGGCACGUCUCCGUUUUUCACCUCCAUCACACCUGGAGUGGUCACAGAGGUCUCAGAGGUCUCAGAGGUCACAGAGGUCACAGAGGUCACGACUGAGCAGACGAUGGUGGACACUCCGGUCCCUGAGCCGUCCGUCCCGUGGAUUCGACAGCCCUCUGAACCUCUGAAUGAAACCAGCAGCCCAGAGCCGUUCGCAGAGUCGUCGACGCCGGACGAGCCUCAGUAUCGUUACGUUAAUCCACGACCGAAGACGCCUCAACAACAACCUCAAAACCCGCAGGUGCUGAUCAUCGAUGAGGACGAGCUGAACGUGGACGUGUUUUCUUAUAAUUACGAGACGUGCUCCAGUAAUAAGCACAAGUGCUCUGUGUUCGCCGACUGCAGAGAUUACGCUGCUGGAUACUGCUGUCACUGCAAACCUGGUUACUACGGCAACGGCAAGGAUUGUGUCGCCGAAGGCAAGCCUCAGAGGAUGAACGGGAAGGUCAACGGCAGGGUUUAUGUCGGUGAUUCUCCGUCUCCUGUGGAGUUUUCUAACAAUGACCUGCACUCGUAUGCGGUGACUAACGACGGUCGGGCGUAUAUCGCCAUCAGCAGCAUCCCGUCGAGCGUCGGCCCGUCUCUGCAGCCGCUGGCCGCUCUGGGCGAGACCAUCGGCUGGGCCUUCGCUCUGGAGCAGCCCGACUUCCAGAACGGCUUCAGCAUCAUCGGAGGAGUUUUCACGCGGCAGGCCGAGGUGGUCUUCCAGCCCGGGAACGAGCGGCUGACCAUCAGGCAGGAGUUCGUAGGGAUUGAUGAACACGAUCAUCUGCUGAUCAGCACCGAACUGGACGGCAGGAUCCCAGAGGUGCCACAAGGAGCCACGGUCCAGAUCGAGCCCUACACCGAGAUUUACCAGUACUCCAGCAACCUGAUCACGUCCUCGUCGCGGCGGGAUUACACCGUUAGCAUGCCGGACGGUAGCGCUCGCACACACAGCUACGUCUGGACGCAGAGCAUCAAGUUCCAGAGCUGCCCACACGAGGAGGUCCUGAGCGCUGCGCCGGCGAGCCAACAGCUCAGUGUCGACCAGAUCUUCGUCAUGUACGACUCCAGCAACCAGCUGAUCCGCUUCGCCAUGAGCAACAAGAUCGGCUCCAUCCACAGUGGGAUCCCGGAGCAGAAUCCCUGUUUCACCGGGAGACACGGGUGCGACACGAACGCCGUCUGCCGUCCCGCUCGGGGAAAAGAGUUCAGCUGCGAAUGCGCUGCUGGGUUCACCGGCGACGGACGGGUUUGUUACGAUGUUGAUGAGUGUUCAGAAAGCCCUCAGAUCUGCGGUCCGUACAGCAUCUGCAACAACCAGCCCGGAUCUUUCCGCUGUGAAUGUCUGGAUGGGUUUCAGUUCGCCGGCGACGGACGGACGUGUGUCGAGACGGAGCGUCCCGUGGAUCACUGUCAGAGAGGAACGCACGACUGCGACGCUCCCGAACGCGCUCGAUGCAUCUACACAAGAGACUCGUCUUAUGUCUGCUCGUGUCUACCGGGUUUCUCUGGAGACGGACGAAUCUGUCAGGAUAUCGAUGACUGCCAGCCGGGCCGUUGCCAUAGCGACGCCAUCUGCUACAACACACAGGGCUCCUUCACCUGUCAGUGCCGGUCUGGUUUCCACGGCGAUGGCUUCAGCUGCACACCUGGAUCCGAUGGAGAGCUGACGGCGUGUGAGCGUCACAGAGAAGCAGCCCAGGCGUCCUCGUCUUCGUCGGGCGGAUACUUCUUCUUCCGUCCGCGUCCGGCCGUCGGUCAGUACGUGCCCAGCUGUGACGCUUACGGCGCUUACGAACCCCUGCAGUGUCACGCCAGCAUCGGUCAGUGCUGGUGCGUCGACUCGUCCGGACAGGAGGUCCUCGGAUCCAGAACCGAGCCGGGCAGCAGACCCAUGUGUAUUGAUCACAAUGUGGCUCCGCCCCUCAUUGGCCCCACCCCCCGAUCUGACAUCAGUCCUCUGACUCCUGGAGCAAACCUCUUAUUCGCCCAAAGUGGCAAGAUCGAUCACAUCCCGCUGGAUGGCAACCGGAUGAUCAAAGAUGAGUCGAAGACCGUUCUGCACGUACCUGGUAAAGUGGUGAUCGCGGUGGCGUUCGACUGCGUGGAGCAGAUGAUCUACUGGUCUGAUAUCACUCAACCCUCCAUCAGCCGAGUGAAGCUGCAGGGCGGAGAAACCUCGGUCCUCAUCACUAAAGAUCUGGGCAGCCCUGAAGGAAUCGCCAUCGAUCACAUCUCCAGAAACAUGUACUGGACCGACUCCAUACUGGACCGCAUCGAGGUGUCCCGACUGGACGGCAGUCAGCGGCGCGUCAUCUUUGACAGUGACCUUAUCAAUCCGCGACCGAUCGUUGCUGACCCCGCCUCCGGAUACCUGUACUGGUCCGACUGGAGCCGAGACGGGCCCAAGAUCGAGCGCUCCGGUUUGGACGGCAGCGACAGGACGGUGCUGGUGCAGGAAGGGCUGGGGCUGCCCAAUGCUCUGACCUUUGACCCCCAGAGCAGGCAGCUCUGCUGGGCGGACGCAGGAACCCGUAAGGUGGAGUGUGUGGAUCCGUUCUCUCGUUUCAGGAGGAAACUGAUAGAAGGGAUUCAGUAUCCGUUCGCCAUCGUGUCUUACGGCAGAAACCUCUACUACACUGACUGGAGAAGGGAAGCAGUGGUUGCUAUGGACCGUCAUGAUGGGAUGGAGGUGGAGGAGUUUCUUCCUCAGAGACGUUCUCGUACAUACGGCAUCACUGUGACUUACCCACAAUGCCCUGCAGGCAUGAACUACUGCUCUCGUGAUAACGGCGGCUGCUCACAUCUCUGUCUGCCGCGGCCGGGUGGAUUCACCUGCCGCUGUCCCGAUGCCAGAGACGGCUCGUGUGUCGAGCAGGACGAGAAUUUCUGAGCUUACGUGACACUGAGACACUGAGGACUGAAGAGGGAAGGAUUUGAGUUCCUCAUUACUGAUCCGUCCACUCAGAUCAAGAUAAUCAAUACAGUAGGGAUGCACCUGAUAAAUUCAUAUCGCAUCUGCCAAUAUCAGUGUUCUUCGUCAUUGUGUCCGUCUGAUGAGACUGAUAAUAUACACAGACAAUAUCAGGGAUUCACUUUUUUCAAAGUCUUCCAACAGUAAUGAACAGUUCAGUACGGAAGCUUGUUUCCACCACGGAAUAAAAAAAUAAGAAAGGUAAUUGCGACUUUUCUCGCAGUUCUAAGUUUACAUCUAGCAAUUCUGACAUUUUUUAUCGGAGUUCAAAGUUUACUUUUCGCAAUUCUGACGUUUUUUAUUGAAAUUCAAUUUAUUUUUGCAAUUCUGAUUUUUUUUUUUUUUUUUUGGAAUUCAGAGUUUACGUUUUGCAAUUCUGGCUUUUUUUUUAUCGGAAUUCAGUUUACGUUUCAUAGUUUAGUUUUUUUUUAAAUUGGAACUCGGAGUUUACUUUUCAAAAUUCUGACUUUUCUAUCAAAAUUCUCAGUUUACCUUUUGCAAUUUUGACUUUUUUUCCCGGAAUUCUCAGUUUACUUUUUCGUAAUUCUUAUUUUUUUGUAUUGAAUUCUGUGAUUAUUUUUCACAAUUCUGACUUUAUCGUAAUUCUGAAUUUACUUUUUGCUUUUUUUUUUUUUUGAAUUCACAGUUUAACUUUCGCCAUUUUGACUUUUUUAUUGGAAUUCAGAGUUUACUUUUCAAAAUUCUGACUUUAUCGUAAUUCUGAAUUUACUUUUUGCAAUUUAAAUUGUUUUAUCGGAAUUCACAGUUUAACUUUCGCCAUUUUGACUUUUUUAUUGGAAUUUAGAGUUUACUUUUCACAAUUCUGACUUUCCCCCCCCCCUCAGAAUUCUGACUUUAUAUCAUGCAAUUCUGGUUUUGUUUUGUUUUGUUUCCGCCAUGGAAUAAAAACUUUAAAAUGGUAAUUGCGACUUUUUAGCUAAAUUGUUACUUUGUUUUGUGAGUUUAUAUCUUGCAUUUGCAAGUUAGAAACUUUCAAUUGUGAGUUUACAUCUUGAAGUUCUGACUAUUUUAUCGGAAUCCUGAGUUUCCAUCUCGCAAUUCUUUUUUUCCCACCACAGAAUAAAAAAUAUAAAAAACACAACUGCGACUUUUUAUCUCACAAUUGCAAAUUUAUACCUCACCAUUCUGAGUUUAUAAUUUGCAAUUCUUUGAAAUAUUUAUAUUUCAAAACUGUGAGAUAAAAAAAAAAUCAUAGUAGCCUUUUGUUUUUAAUCUACAGUAUAUGGCAGAAACAAGCUUCCAUAAUUCUCCAUAUUUUCUACUGCACAUUUAUAUUUUUUUAUGUAUUAUUUUACUUUUCGCAUGAAAAAUUCUAGAUUGCAUCUCUACUGUUAACCUUUUUUAAGGCAGGUAAAAUAUGAAAUAUGUAUAAUAUCAGCAGUUAUAUUGAUAAUUGUUAAUAAAAAACUGUAAGUUGUCUGUAUUAGUGUUUAACCGUCAUAACAUUUUGAUUUUUAUUUAUAUAAUGUUUAUAUAUAUAAUAACAAAUUGAUGAAAUGAAACAAUAUUUAAACACAAAUAUCCAUUUAUAAAGCUAUUUAUCAUUUUAAAUGUCUGUAUUGGUGCAUCCCUACUAAAACCACUUGAACACAUGAAUCUGAGUCCAUCUUGACAGUUUAGCUGAUAGUUAGAUAAAUAAAUAUAAUUUUUUUAUUGUAGCUGUCCUUCAGCUCUUGGGCUUCUGGGAUACAUUUAUAGGGGAGGGUUGCAUUCUGGGAUGGAUAUUAUCUGCAAUCAUUCUGAUUUAAGUAAAAUAUUACUUACUUAAUUGUAUUUUAAUCUGACAUCUUUGCCAGACGAAGAUUUUCUUUUUGUUUAUUGUAAAUAUCACAACCACAUCAUCUUUAUGGGCUCCGUAUUUCCUCUCUGGUGCUCGGGGGCCUGUUUCAGGUCGUUUUAUGUGAUGUUUACACUCAGUCCAUCUGGAUGAGAGCCUCAUAUGGAAAAUCACACUCUUUGUUUACACACCGCAUGAUGGGAAGGCGGGCCACUGUGGAAACAGCUGGACAGAGGAAGGAAGAGAGACUGUGUUUUGUACAGCUGUUCAAUUAAAACACAUUUUUU